GCUAGGCGAAGAAGACGAAAACUCCGCCUUACCCUGUCGUCACUUCUGGCCAAGGCCAUAACAACCAUGGAUAUACAUUCAUGAUAUCAGCACAUUUGAUGUAGUGUGGCACACAUAUUUUCAAUCUCAUGCUCUAUAAAGGGACGUAAAAAGGUUAUUUGUGUAAGGGCUGUCUUAUAUCUCGAUAACACCCCACUGAAGCCACUGAGCAGCGUCAUGGAGGAAGAGACACUGGAGACACCAGAGGAGCAGCUGGCCAAGCAGCAGCGCAAGGAAAAGAAAGAUUUGCAAGCUAAAAUCCAGAGCAUGAAAAAUGCUGUCCCCAAAAAUGACAAGAAAAGAAGGAAACAGUUGACGGAGGAGAUUGCAAAACUAGAGGCUGAUCUCAACCAGAAACACGAGGAGGAAAUCAGCCAAGUCACAUCUACAGUGGGCACAAAGGUGGAAGAUUUGUCGAAUGGAGUUGAGGACCUGAAGAUGGAGGAUGGAGAAAAAGAAGAGGUCACACAAUCACGAGUCUCCAAGGCUCAGAAGAGAAGGGACAAGAAGGCUGCCCAGGAGAAGGAGAGAGAGAGCCGGAUAGCAGAGGCUGAGGUGCAUAACUUGCAAGGUGUGAGGCACCAGGAGGGUUUGCUGCUGGCUCAGAAGCUUGCCCAGCAACAGCUUCAAAUCAAGGAGAUCUCCUCUGAUGGUCACUGCAUGUAUCGCGCCAUUGAGGAUCAGUUGGCACAGCGCUCACAGCCCGGGUUAGUUAAAAGUGUGAAAGAACUACGGUCCUGCACUGCUGAGCACAUGAGAAACCAUGCUGAUGACUUCCUGCCUUUCCUCACAAACCCCAACACUGGCGACAUGUACACAACUGAUGAGUUUGAAAAAUACUGCAGUGAGGUACAGCACACAGCAGCCUGGGGAGGACAACUAGAAUUGCGAGCUUUGACUCAAGUGCUUCAUUUGCCAAUCGAAGUGAUCCAGGCAGAUUCCUCCACUAUAAAAAUUGGAGAAGAGUUUGAAAGUGAUCCAAUCACCCUUGUCUAUAUGCGCCAUGCCUAUGGACUAGGAGAGCACUACAAUUCGGUGGAGCGGCUGAAGGACCCGGCCAACACAGAGGACAGCUGAGAGACAGCUCAGUCUGAGUGUGACCUAAACUAGUGUGUGUAAUUCUAAGAGUGUUCUACCCACUCAGACUGAGGGCCCUUGCAUACAAAAGUAUUUAGAAUAAUACCACCCCCCUUUAGUGAAGAAAUGUCUGUGUUCAAAAUGGCUUUAAUAAUGAUACUCUCAUAUUAGAUGUCAAGAUAUCAGUGAGGAGAGUGAAAAUCAUACAUGACAUCCCUGAAAACAACAUCAUUGUGCGAAUGAAAAAAUGUCAUACAAAAGAGCUAAUACUUCCAAUGAUUUCGUUCUUCCUUAGUCUGUCUCAGUGACUCCCAGGGUUCUAUUCAGCCCCAUAUUGGUAAUGGAAGUGUCAAACUUUUAUCCUCUUCAGGACAUUAGGAAUGUAAUCAGAGUCACUAGGGGGUUUGUUGAAAUCUUGCAGCAUUCCUAGAAUGAACUGAAUUGUUGAACCUGUAAAUCAUAUCAGUGUUACAUAAACACAUACAAUACGAA
Molecule: messenger RNA, 1608 nt
Organism: Notolabrus celidotus (New Zealand spotty)
Lineage: Eukaryota; Metazoa; Chordata; Actinopteri; Labriformes; Labridae
Gene: otud6b
Product: OTU deubiquitinase 6B
Exons: 8
Coding region: 217-1116 (299 amino acids)
Biological process (GO): protein deubiquitination
Molecular function (GO): cysteine-type deubiquitinase activity
Source: RefSeq, a predicted model, not a curated record